Molecule: messenger RNA, 1439 nt
Organism: Protopterus annectens (West African lungfish)
Lineage: Eukaryota; Metazoa; Chordata; Ceratodontiformes; Protopteridae
Gene: TCF24
Product: transcription factor 24
Exons: 2
Coding region: 79-600 (173 amino acids)
Biological process (GO): developmental process; regulation of transcription by RNA polymerase II
Molecular function (GO): protein dimerization activity; DNA-binding transcription factor activity, RNA polymerase II-specific; RNA polymerase II transcription regulatory region sequence-specific DNA binding
Source: RefSeq, a predicted model, not a curated record
GCAGGAUCAGGUGCGUGGACUGGUUAUGAUACUGAAGUACCCUAUAUGGGAAGUCAGCACUUUUUUAUAGCUUAAGUGAUGGAGCAGAAUACCCCAAGUGUAAGCCCUGGAUCUGUUUCACACCUUUCUCCAGCAACCACAGGACAUCCCGAUCCUGCAACUCGUACUCGUCUCAGCAAAGGAAGCAGUGGUGCCACCAUGAGUGCUGGAGUGCUGAGCCGUGGCAGACCAGCAGCCGCAAAUGCUGCACGGGAGAGGAGCCGUGUUCAGACACUCCGACAUGCAUUCUUAGAGCUGCAGAGGACCCUACCUUCAGUUCCUCCCGACACAAAACUCUCUAAAUUGGAUGUUUUAAUUCUGGCCACUACCUACAUUGCACAUCUCACUCGGACCCUUCAGGAGGAAGGUAUGGAAGAGGGAGAGGGCAAUCAACCUGGUGAACUUCUUCACACCCUUAAAGGAGAGGGUUACCUGCACCCUGUCAAGAAAUGGCCAAUGAGGUCAAGACUGUACAUUGGAGCUACAGGGCAAUUUCUGGGCAAUGCUGUUCAAGCAGAGACUUCAAGUCAGGAAGAAACGACAACAAGCUCACAAGUCUGAAAAACUUCUCAUAAAAUCAUAAAAAUAUAAAUAUAUCCUAUUUAUUACCUGAUGUGUAUGUGUAUAUUUAAGUUGAAAACGGUGUUGUGUGUUUUUUACCCAGUGAUGUUGUUAGUCUUCUUUCUACAAAUUGUCUUGGAAUUUUGUCUCACUAUAGUCCAAUAUGUAAUGAAUAAAGAAUGUAGCAGAGUAAUUACUGCUGUACAGAUUAACAGCACUUAACAUUUAAUGCAUUUCCUUCUGAUUUCCAAAACGAUUUUACCACAUUUAGAACAUUUCCCCUAGGAUUCAGAAACAUUACCACCAGUGGUAAGCACUCUUUAUCGCUGACAGUAGCCAUUUUCAAUACAGAGGCAGCUCUACUUCAUUUCUUUGCCUCAUUUAGGUGCAGCAUCAUGAUGGACUGUCCCUCUGAUAUACUGGAAAUGUAAAUGAGGCAUUUUGAGGGAGAGGCAUGAGAUAAUGUACUCACCCCCAUAAAUGCCUGCUGUAAGUUAACUACUCAGCCAAGCAAUUCACAGAACCCUUCAGGUGCAUACAUCACCAGCACCCACUGCCAAAAGCUCACUUUCGCCCAUUACUUUCAAUGGGUGAGAUCAUGUUAGCAUUAAGUGUCAGAGAGUAUAGCAAACAGGUAGAGUUGGGGGUGCACAUAUGUCACUACAUGUAUGAGCACAUGCAGAGGUAUAAGUAAUGUCAGGUGAGAGUUGGUGUGUGUGUUUGUUCCUGAGUAAGUGGCCACAGUGGUGGGGUGGGAAUUAGCGGAUAUCUAGGGCAUGCAUAUACAGUAUGUGUUUGUGGGAGUCUUGAGAAUGUGUGCGAGUGUGAUUGUGUGAUGA